AGGUGGAUUUCCUUUUCCUGCUUUACUUAUUUAUUACAACCUUUAAUUUAGAUUUACUGACCGAUCUUUUCACAAAACUUUAUUUUGAUAUUAAGGACUGGAGGUUGAGUUGGUUGUCUCUGCAAUUGUUAUACCAGCUGCUGUCUGUCUGUCCACCCAUUUGUCCGUGGGUCCCCUUGGUCAAGGAUGAGGACUCUGGCCUUCGGGCUCUUUUGCCUGCUCUGCUGCGAUGCAGUCCGAGUGGACCACAGAGACAGGCGCCGUCCCAGACCAUCCAUCCUGUCCAGAGGACGCAACGACUCGGCCAUCCAGUCCAACUCAGUGGAGAGCCUGUGUCUUUCCCCAGAGAGCCUGUGUCUUUCCCCAGAGAGCCUGUGUAAAGGGAAGCCCCUGGAUUUUGUGUUCAUCAUCGAUAGCUCCCGCAGCGUGCGUCCCAGCGACUACGAGAAGGUCAAGAUCUUCAUCACCAACAUCCUGGCCUUCCUGGACGUGGGGCCGGAGGCGACGCGCGUCGGGCUGCUGCAGUACGGCAGCGUGGUGCAGAACGAGUUCUCCCUCAACACCUACAGCAGCAAGGCAGAUGUGGAGCGGGCGGUGAAGGCCAUGGACCACCUGGCCACCGGCACCAUGACCGGCCUGGCUAUCCAGUACACCAUGGAGACAGCCUUCACCGAGCCAGAGGGCGCCCGACCCGCCGACAUGCACAUCCCCCGCAUCGCCAUGAUCAUAACGGACGGGCGCCCCCAAGACACAGUGGAGGAGGUGGCAGCACAGGCCCGGCAGGCGGGCAUCCAGAUAUUCGCCAUCGGAGUGGGCAGGGUGGAUAUGAACACGCUGCGGGUCAUCGGGAGUGAGCCCCACUCGGAGCAUGUGUACCUGGUGGCCAACUUCAGCCAGAUAGAGACCCUCACCUCCGUCUUCCAGUCCAAUCUGUGUGGAGGUACAGAUCUGUGCUCUGUGAUGGACCAUCAGUGUGAUCACCUCUGUGUGAGCACCCCAGCCUCCUACAUGUGCCGGUGUAGAAAGGGUUACACCCUUAACUCUGAUGGCAAGACCUGCCAUGUGGAAGACCCGUGUGAUGUGGAGGACCAUGGCUGUGCCCACAUCUGUGCCAAGGUGCCAGGGGUACUUGGCUACGAGUGUCGCUGCCGGCUUGGGUAUGAACUCAACGAGGACAAGAGGACGUGCCGAAGAAUAGAUUACUGUGACCUGGGGAAUCAUGGCUGUCAGCAUGACUGUGUCAGCUCUCCUGAUUCCUACGUCUGUAGAUGCACGAGGGGCUAUGUUCUCAACCGCGAUGGCAAGACCUGCAGCAAGAUUGACCACUGUGCUCUUGGCGAUCACGGGUGUGAACAUGAGUGUGUGAACACUGAAGAUGUAUUUUUCUGUAAAUGCCAUGAAGGCUACAUACUCAGACCUGAUAAUAAAGCCUGCAAAAGGAUUGAUCCAUGUUCCCUUGGUAACCAUGGGUGUGAGCAUGACUGUGUGGACACUGAAGAUUCAUUUGUGUGUCGAUGUCGAGAAGGUUACAAACUCAGACCUGAUAACAGAACCUGCCAGAAAGCAGUGUGUGGAGAUGGAGUGAUGGAUCUGGUAUUUGUAAUUGACGGCUCUAAGAGCCUGGGACCGGCCAACUUUGAGCUGGUCAAGCGGUUUGUGAACGACAUCGUGGACUCUCUGGACGUGUCCGGCACGGGCACCCAUGUGGGGCUGCUGCAGUUCUCCAGUAAGGUCCGCACAGAGUUCAUCCUGGGUCAGUAUACCUCAGGCCGGGACAUCAACAGGGCCGUAUUGCGGAUGCAGUACAUGGGCAAAGGAUCCAUGACGGGUGCUGCCCUGCGUCACAUGUUUGAGUACAGCUUCUCUGCCAAGGAGGGGGCCAGGCCCGACAUACCACGGGUCAGCAUCGUGUUCACCGACGGACGAUCCCAGGAUGAUGUGUCGAAAUGGGCCACUAAGGCAAAGGAUGCUGGUAUCACGAUAUAUGCACUUGGUGUUGGUAAAGCAAUCGAAGAGGAGCUCAGGGAAAUUGCUUCCGAGCCAGAUGAUAAGCAUUUGUACUAUGUUGAAGAUUUUAGCAACAUGGGAGAAAUUACAGACAAAUUGAAGUCACGGAUAUGUAAAGAGAAACCCUCCCCUCAAGAUAUGUGUAAGUGUGAGAACAUGAUGCUCUUCCAGAGGCAGGUCAACGAACAGCUUAGGAGACUGACCCAGAAUAUUGAGGUUGUGUCAAAAAGGAUGGAGACCCUUGAGAAUCAGCUUGGACACAAAUGAAAAAAGAAAAAUCAGCUUGGACCCAAAUGAAGGACAAAGACAUUGUUUUCAUCUGUUUGUCCUCAACUGGCCUGCGGUGCAAGAGCAUUACUCAACUUCAAGGGAUAACUUUAAGCUAUUUCAACAAGCUACUGAAAUAUAAUAUGGAAUAUUUUCUACAGUAACUGCUAUUUAUAUUCUGAACAAAACUAUGCAUUUAUGCAUGUGGCUGUGGACUGGAGUAAGUAAAGCCAAAAAUACUGUAUAUCUUUGCUACAUUCAAGUAUCAAAAUGUGUUUAUUUUUAAAAGUAAAAUGUUAUUUGGCAGAUAACUGCAAUUUAUAGAUACAAAUAUAACUCAUAUAAGAUACAGUACAUUUUAUAAUGACAAAUCAAAGUAAAAUUACUUGUAUUUCAAGCUAAAUACUUUCUAUUGAUGUUGUGAAUAAAAUCCCUGUUGAUCUUG
Molecule: messenger RNA, 2719 nt
Organism: Oncorhynchus gorbuscha (pink salmon)
Lineage: Eukaryota; Metazoa; Chordata; Actinopteri; Salmoniformes; Salmonidae
Product: matrilin-2-like
Exons: 13
Coding region: 187-2274 (695 amino acids)
Molecular function (GO): calcium ion binding
Source: RefSeq, a predicted model, not a curated record